Molecule: messenger RNA, 3056 nt
Organism: Leopardus geoffroyi (Geoffroy's cat)
Lineage: Eukaryota; Metazoa; Chordata; Mammalia; Carnivora; Felidae
Gene: MEX3D
Product: mex-3 RNA binding family member D
Exons: 3
Coding region: 303-2231 (642 amino acids)
Molecular function (GO): RNA binding
Source: RefSeq, a predicted model, not a curated record
GGAGGAGGGCGGCGGGCGGGCGGGAGGGAAGCAGCGUCCGCGCCGCCGCCGCCGCCCGCGCCGCCGCCGCCGCCGAGCCCCCGCCGCCAAGCAGCAAGCAGAGUCGCGCCGCCCCGCCGCCCGCGGCCCAAGCAGCCCCGCGCCGCCGCCCCGCCCGCCGCGCCCGCCCCGCCGCUGGAUGCCGGGGGCCGGCGGCCCAGCUCUCAGAGGCGGAGCGCGGCGGCGGCGCGGGCGGCGGCGGCGGCGGCGCGGGCGGCCGGCGGCCGAGAGGCAGGGGCGCGGGCCCGAGCGCUAGCGCCGCCAUGCCCGGCUCCACCGGCCAGCCCGACGGCGGCGGCGGCGACCCCAGCCCGCGCCCGCCCCCCCCGCCCCCGCCGCCCCCGCCGCCGCCGCCCCUGCCCGAGGGCGCCGAGGAGGCCGCGCCCGACGACGCGGCCGCUGCCGCCGCCGCCGCCGCCGCCGCGCUGCGCCUGGCGCUGGACCAGCUCUCGGGGCUGGGGCUGGGGAGCGCGGGCGGCCCGGACGACGAGGGGGCGGCCGCGGGCGGCGGGGACGGCGGGGCGGCGGCGGCGGCGGCGGGCGGCGCGGACGGCGGGGCGGCGGCUGAGCCCGCGCCCCCCGACGGGCCCGAGGCGGGCGCACCCGCGGUGGCCGAGGCGGUGGCGCCGGGCUCGCUGCCGCUGCUGGAGCCCGACGUGAGCCCGCCGCCGCCCCGGCCGUCGCCACCCGACGUGUUCGCUGGCUUCGCGCCGCACCCCGCGGCCCUUGGCCCCUCGACGCUGCUGGCCGAGCAGAUGAACGUGAUCGGCAGCCGCAAGAAGAGCGUGAACAUGACCGAGUGCGUGCCCGUGCCCAGUUCCGAGCACGUCGCCGAGAUCGUGGGUCGCCAGGGGUGCAAGAUCAAGGCUCUGCGGGCCAAGACGAACACCUACAUCAAGACGCCGGUGCGCGGGGAGGAGCCCGUCUUCAUCGUGACUGGCCGCAAGGAGGAUGUGGAGAUGGCCAAACGCGAGAUCCUGUCGGCCGCCGAGCACUUCUCCGUGAUCCGCGCCACGCGCGGCAAGGCGGGCGGGCUGCCGGGCGCCGCGCAGGGCCCUCCGCACCUGCCGGGACAGACCACCAUCCAGGUGCGCGUGCCCUACCGCGUGGUGGGGCUGGUGGUGGGGCCCAAGGGCGCCACCAUCAAGCGCAUCCAGCAGCGGACGCACACCUACAUCGUGACGCCGGGGCGGGACAAGGAGCCCGUGUUCGCCGUGACGGGCAUGCCCGAGAACGUGGACCGGGCGCGCGAGGAGAUCGAGGCGCACAUCACGCUGCGCACGGGCGCCUUCACGGACGCGGGCCCCGACAGCGACUUCCAUGCCAACGGCACCGACGUGUGUCUGGACCUGCUCGGGACGGCCGCCGGCCUCUGGGCCAAGGCCCCCAACCCGGGGCGGCGGCCCCCGGCGCCCACGGCUGGUCUCCGCGGCGACGCGGCCCUGGGCGCGCCGGGGGGCCCCGAGGCCUUCUAUGCCGCGGGCCGCGGAGGGCCGCCAGUGCCCGACGCGGGCCCCGCCAGCCCCUACGGCGGCGCGGGCAACGGGGGCUUCUCCUUCGGCGGCGACGGCCCGGGGGCCCCCUCGGGGCCGCCCGCGCCCGAGGACUGUGACUUCGGCUUCGACUUCCUGGCGCUGGACCUGACCGUGCCCGCCGCGGCCACCAUCUGGGCCCCCUUCGAGCGGGCCGCGCCGCUGCCCAACUUCAGCGGCUGCUCGGCCGUCAACGGGGCCCCCGCGCCCCCCGCGCCGGGCGCCCGGCGCAGCAGCGGGACCGGCUCGCCGCGCCACUCGCCCACGCUGCCCGAGCCCGCGGCCCUGGGCCUGGAGCUCCCGCUGGCCCGCCGCGGCGGCGCCGCGGACCCGGUGGGCGCCCUGGCCUGGCGGCCGGCGCCGGGCUCGCUGCCGGCCUUCCCCGCCGCCACCUCGUUGCCCGGCGGCGCCGCGGCCGCGGCGUGUCCCCCCCUGGACUCCAGCCCCUCCGAGGGCGGCCGCAAGCCCCCGGCCGCCCCCGCCCCGGCCCUGGCGCGCGAGUGCGUGGUGUGCGCCGAGGGCGAGGUGAUGGCCGCGCUGGUGCCCUGCGGCCACAACCUCUUCUGCAUGGACUGCGCCGUCCGCAUCUGCGGCAAGAGCGAGCCCGAGUGCCCCGCCUGCCGCACGCCCGCCACCCAGGCCAUUCAUAUCUUUUCCUAGCGGCCCGGGGCAGGGGUGGGGGGCGGCGGGCGCGGGGGCGGCGGGGGCGGCGCGGCCAGCGUUCGCAGACGAGCUUUAACUCGGUCCCAGGCGUGGAGACGGCCGCCCGACGGCACCACAGUUCUUAACCAAUAAACAGUAUUGAGUCGACAGGUUAAAAUAAACCAGAGAGAAAAGGUCUGCCUGCACUUUCUAUUUAAGACUCCCCGGCCCCCAGGGUGAUCUUUUUACGAAGAUAAAAAUAUAUAUAUAUACACACACACACACACACACAUCCGAUUUUUACAACUCCCGGUUGUCCUUUGGGACUUGGCGGAUUUCAGACAGGACCUGCUGGCCUGGGAGGCGGCCUCGGCCUCCGCCUCCGCAGAGGCCCCUAGGAGGACAAUGCGACGUUUUUACUCCCUGUGGGGGGCUCACCAGUUACCCUUUUGUACGUCAGCGGGGGGACAGGCUGGAAGGGUGGGGGGGUGGGGAGGGUCCCAACCAGAAAUUUCUAACUUUGUGUUUUUAAUUAUUAAUACCCUUCUGCUGUGGUUUCUGUUGUCAGUUUUUAAAUUUUUUUAAAUUGUGUUUUUUUAAACCUUUUGCUUUUUACCUCUUGUGUAUAUGUAGGGAAUUUAUAGGGAAAUAUGUACUUUAUGGAAUAAAUUUUAAGAACUAAAAUAUAUUUUAUUUUAAAUAAAGUAACGGACCUUUCAUCUUACACAGCUAAAUUACUGAUUAUAUAUUUGCUGAGCUGACUUAAGGGUUCAGAAAAUUGUAUCAAGAGUUUUAUUUUUUGACUUUAAAGCCUUCUUAAUAAAGCCCUUUUGCUACCUGUGA